CAUGAAUUCGAAAGAGUAAGAGUAGCGGUCAUAAAGAAAUGGAGUCGCAGAAGGGUAAGCUCACCCGGACGCAGUCCUCCCUUCUCCGCUCACCCACGGCCCGAUCCGCGGUCCACAGCCUCACCUCCGCCGCUGCGGCCGAUGAGGAGGACGAGAAGCCCCGCCGUCCUGUUCGCCACAACCCCCACCGCCACUACCGCGACCUCCUCCUUCUCUCCCUCCCAUUCGCGUUCAUCUUCUUCCUCUUCCUCUACCUCCGGGACGAUUCCCCACGCUUCGCCAACCUCGUCCUCAUCUUCGCCCUCGUCGCCACCGUGACGUACGCUGCCCGCCGAUGCUCCGGUAGUGGCAGGGCUGCCGCCCGUCGAGCUUCCUCCGUCGACUGGUUCAUCGGCGACGAUGACAAUCGGAAGGAAAGGAAGGCCGGCGGGAGGAUCGUCCGCGAGGGGGUUGUGUUCUACAGCAAUGGGGAUUACUACGAGGGUGAGUUCCACAAGGGACGGUGCAACGGAAGCGGCGUCUACAACUUCUUCGCCAAGGGGCGGUACGAGGGCGACUGGAUCGACGGGAAGUACGACGGGUGCGGGAUCGAGAGCUGGGCGCGGGGCAGCCGGUACCGGGGGCAGUACAGGCGGGGGUUGCGGCAUGGCUUCGGGGUGUACAAGUUCUACAGCGGCGACAGCUACGCCGGGGAGUGGAUCGGUGGGCAGAGUCACGGGGUCGGGGUGCAGACGUGCUCCGACGGGAGUUCCUACAUCGGUGAGUUCAAGUGCGGCGUCAAGCACGGCCUUGGCUACUACCAGUUCAGGAACGGUGAUAAGUAUGCUGGCGAGUACUUCGGUGACAUUAUCCACGGGUUUGGUGUCUAUCAUUUUGCUAACGGUCACUGUUAUGAAGGAUCAUGGCACGAAGGCAAGAAGCAAGGUUUUGGAAUGUACACAUUUCGCAAUGGAGAAGCAAGAUGCGGAGACUGGGCUUCUGGGGUUCUGAAGACUCCACUUCCCCCUUCGGAUCCUGCUGUCCAGCAUGCAGUUCAGGCUGCUCGGAAGGCAGCAGAUGAUUCUGUUCUGGUUCCGAGGGUGGAUGCACAAGUGAAUAAAGCAGUCACCAAUGCAAAUAGAGCAGCCACAGCUGCUCGUGUAGCUGCAAUCAAAGCUGUACAGAAUCAGAUCCAUGGCAAGUUUUGCAACAUUGAUGUUUAAAUCCAGCAGUUGGUUCAAUUGUACAUUUAUCUACUAAAUCUAACCGAUCCCAGAGUUUGCGACCGGGAAGACAAAUACUUUACCGAAGUCAGAGAGUAGGAGAGUCGCUGACAAUUUUUGAUCCGAGUUUCCAAAUGCAAAUCGUGGUGUCCCCUCUAAUGUGUGUAUAUGAAUCCGCUUGUACCUUAUCAGCGAAUGAGUUUAAAAACGACUUGUACGUUCUUAUUGUUUUUAUACUACACAAGAAAAAUGGAAUCGAGCAGCGGAAAUGUUGAUAGGA
Musa acuminata subsp. malaccensis (wild Malaysian banana) is the source of this 1482-nucleotide messenger RNA. RefSeq names its product phosphatidylinositol 4-phosphate 5-kinase 4-like. Lineage: Eukaryota; Viridiplantae; Streptophyta; Magnoliopsida; Zingiberales; Musaceae. The record is from RefSeq and is a predicted model, not a curated record.